Molecule: messenger RNA, 862 nt
Organism: Brassicogethes aeneus
Lineage: Eukaryota; Metazoa; Arthropoda; Insecta; Coleoptera; Nitidulidae
Source: the annotation of a GenBank genome assembly
AAACUGGGUAGGCCAUCUCCACAGUUUGCUUGAGGGGGGGGUUCCCUGAGAUCAAGCAAGGGAAGCGGUUACCGUCUAUUACAAUCUAACCACAUCAAACGUAAUCGCGACAUCUGAACGGUUAAUCGGUAAUGAUAGUUGAUGAUGUUUUCGGUCCAGCAGCAAUUGGAGGCAUGCUAUUGCUCCGGCUUCUUCAGUGAGUGCGUGAACCCCCUGCUGUCACAAAGAUUGUUGAACCACCCUUAUUUGCCACAGCUCUGGCUACCGCUGCCCAUCAAGUUGCAACAGCCGCGGCCGGAGAAACCUCCUUAUUCUUAUAUCGCCCUGAUCGCUAUGGCGAUUAGUUCUUCCCCAAGGCAAAGAUUAACGCUCAGCGGGAUCUACAGAUUUAUUAUGGAAAACUUUCCUUACUACAGAGAAAACAAACAAGGGUGGCAAAAUUCUAUAAGACACAAUCUGAGUUUGAACGAUUGUUUUGUAAAAGUAGCAAGAGACAAAGUUUCACCUUUACCAUUAAAUUCUUCAUUGGAAAAUGGUGCCGGAAAAGGCAGCUACUGGAUGCUGGAUCCCAAAGCUGUGAAUAUGUUCGAAAAAGGAAACUAUAGAAGACGAAAAACCAGACGGCAACGAAUUGUUGAUUGUACGGCUGAAUUAUACCCACAGGAUCAAGCCAUAUCUCUAGUCACAAAGAAUAGCGAAGUUCUAAGUAUAGAAAGUGAGGACCACACAUCUGAAUCGACAAGAAAAAAUAAAAAUUCAAGUUUAUUUACCAUAGAAAAUCUAAUCAAAAGCAAUGAGCCUGGCAAUAAAUCUGUUUAAAUAAAUAAAUAUAUUUAACUCAACUUUGAAGUUACCAUGUUUU